Messenger RNA from Frankliniella occidentalis (western flower thrips), 640 nucleotides. RefSeq lists its product as uncharacterized. The coding region runs from base 24 to 485 and encodes 153 amino acids. The record is from RefSeq and is a predicted model, not a curated record. NCBI's taxonomy places the organism in Eukaryota, Metazoa, Arthropoda, Insecta, Thysanoptera, Thripidae. The transcript is spliced from 2 exons.
ACGAGCUGGCCGAGGCCGAGGCGAUGACGCCCGAGGCCGUCAGGGACCUGGUCCUGGCGCACGAGCGGCUGCGCCGCCUGACCCUGGACCUCACCGACUUCUUCGCCACCAACCUGACGCACCUCUUGGUCUGCCCGUUCUGCAACUCGCUGGUUGCCACCGUCGAGCUGGUGAGCGCCGGCAACGCCGUGAGCGUCCACACGAUCGGCCUCCUGCUGCCCGUGGUGGUCAUCUUCCUGCAGCUCUCGUACUUCAGCCAGGAGCUGUCGGACGCCAGCCUGGCCCUGCAGUGGUCCGCCUUCCGGCUCGCCACGGGCGGCGGCGUGGCGCUGGCCGAGGUCCGCGCGCUCCGCCUGGUGAUGCUGGCCGCUGGCAGGCAGCCGGCCCUCAGCUGCAAGGGGCUGGGCCGGCUCAGCCUCGAGGCGGCCAGGUUGGCCUUCCGACAAUUCUACUCGACCGUCAACGUGCUGCGUUCGCGAGACUAAUUUUUUAGCUUUUAAGCUAAAUCUUUCGCUGCUGAGCUAAUUCUUUUUAACUCUACAGCCCGUUCUCAGCUGAUGGUUUACCUAUAGAGCUAAUCUUUUCAUUCGGCGCUGUUCUGUGAUCGAGAGAAACCACACCCCUCCUACUUACCGUCCUC